UUCUAGAAGGGGAGGUACGCGCAGCCUGCGUACGCGCUGUCGCAAGUCGACCCAACAGUAGUACGCCAACGACUUGUGAAAUGGUCGUAUCUAACACUAUAUUAAUUCCCGACCCGCCUCGGUGGGUUUUGUUCGGCAAAAACUACGCGACGUAGCGCGAAAAGUUUCAAUCGCUAACACGGUGUAGUUUUACCAAAACAGUGCAAUGUGGCUCUAACUUUUAGUGACACGCUUACAAGAUUAGUUUGAACAGUUUCUAGACAACAAUAUUUAAAUGUAUUUAUUUUUCUGUUUCACUUAUUAAUAUUAACAAGAAUUGUAAAUAUGAAGUGGCCUAGUUACAUAGUUAUAUGCCAUGUGUGUGUGUUUAAGUGUUUGGCGAUGUCGCUAAGCGAAUUAGAGGACUUUAGCAAUUUUCUCAGACAAACAUCUCAGUUGGAUCAAAAUGUAAAAAGCAACAUACCAAGUGACGAAUUCGAUGAAGACGAGCCUAUAUUGGAUAAUGCUUGGGAAACAAGCGGAAAAUUUGAGGGAGACCUGAUUUUAAAUGAGAGACAAAGAAGAAUGAUUCUUACUAACGUAGCUGAGGGAUUGGCACGCAAUGGACUGACCGACAGUACCAAACGCUGGCCUAACAAUGAGGUUGUUUACUUUAUACAACCGGACCAUUUUAAUAGUGCUCAAAUAGAAGCAAUCCAAACAGGCAUAGCUGAUUUAGCCCGCGUCUCUUGCGUCAAAUUUAGACCCUACGUAAAAGGUGAUAAAGAUGCCGUAGUAAUUCAGGGCAGCAGACGUGGAUGUUUUUCACAAGUCGGUUACCAAGGAGGCUACCAAGUCCUGAACCUCUCUCGUCGCCACCCCGUAGGACGCGGCUGUUUUCGGCGUGGAACUGUGGUUCAUGAGCUGUUACAUACACUUGGCUUCUACCACAUGCAGAGCAGUCCCGAUAGAGACGAUUACAUUGACGUCUUGUGGGAUAAUAUUAUUAAACCUGCACGACACAAUUUCCGGAAAUAUAAUACUUUAGUUGUUUCGGAUUUUGGUGUGGGUUACGACUAUGACAGUGUCCUGCAUUACAGCCGCAAAGCUUUCUCUUCGAAUGGCCAAGAUACUUUAAUACCAAAAAAGCUUGGUGCGGAAAUUGGACAAAGGAUAGGUCUCUCAGAAAAAGACGUCCUAAAACUUAACAAAAUGUACUGCGAUGCAGAUUCAAAUCUUUUGUUUGAAGACAGUAGUGAAACCCCAAAGAAGUCACUGACAAUGAAGGCUGCAGAAUCUAAGCCAUUUAUAGGUAUUGGUUUAGGAUACCAACAAGGUAAAAUUGUGGUCAUACGAUUACCCAGGCCAGAAAUGAGACAAGACUUACCUCAAUUUCCUCUAUUUAAUUAUUUUAGUAAAACGACGGAAGAACUGCCGCCGGCGUUUAUUCAAGAGUAUGGAGUUAAAAAAGAAGUGAACCCAGACUAUUAUGUACAUGAUUCUUCAGAUGAGAACGAGUAUGCAAAAUCCAACCCACCAGAAAAAUUCCAUAAUGAAGAUCUAAGAGCAAUAAAACCAACCAAAGAAGAAAACAGAAAUGCAGUAGAAAAUACAGAAGAAUACGAUUUAACAGAAGACUUAAUCCGUAUUUUAUCGGACAUAGAGAAAUCACAAGGCUAUCCAAUCCCACCUCCCGAAGAAGGCGACAACAGCGAUCCGAGAAUGCGUUUGCUUAAGGAAUCUGAAGAAAAGAAAUUUAAUUCGUUUUUAGUUUCCCCUUUAAUUAAUGAUAAUAUAAAACAAUUGAACAGUUAUGUUAUUAACGCUCCGCUAUCGGGAGAACUUAAACAAAAACCAGAAAAUGGAAAACAAAUAAACCAGGGGGACACUGAUGAAAGGGUCUUCUUUCCUUUAGGAAUAAAACUUAUAGAUCAAAACAUACCCGAUAAGAAUAUAUGGUAUCAAAAAGAUAACGCAGAACAUAAACAAGUUAGUGAUCAUGGUACCAUUUUUUAUUACCCCCUGAAUGAGCAACUUAACUAUUCGUAUUUUGAUAAAGAAGUUCCUAAAUUAGAAAAAUGGUACAAUAGUAAUCAUUUAAAACAAGAAUCUUACAGAGAUAGAAGGCCAUCUACACCAGAAUACUAUAGAUAAAAUUGAACUUAAUAAUUAUAACUUAUUUUAUUGUAACUAUUAGUUUUAGAAUAAUUUAUUUUUAAGUAGUAAAUUGAGUUA
Messenger RNA from Bicyclus anynana (squinting bush brown), 2214 nucleotides. RefSeq names its product seminal metalloprotease 1. The transcript has 6 exons. Gene Ontology annotation, biological process: proteolysis. The record is from RefSeq and is a predicted model, not a curated record. The coding region runs from base 325 to 2133 and encodes 602 amino acids. Lineage: Eukaryota; Metazoa; Arthropoda; Insecta; Lepidoptera; Nymphalidae. Gene Ontology annotation, molecular function: metalloendopeptidase activity; zinc ion binding.